GAGAAGGGGUUCAUUCUCUGAUAUCUGGUUAUAAACUCAUAAACUUUCUCCAAAUAUAAGCUAUUUUAUCAAUUUUGAGCUCUUAGAAAACGGUAUCAUGGUACCUAUUUAGUAUAAAAUACGUAUGUAUCGAUUGUCUCUUUCUCAGUCUUGUAGAAUUCUCUGUUCCUUUCCUGAGGUGGUACUGUCCGCUGCGCCCGGUAACUCACGCGUUCCUCAGCGACCGCAAGUCGCAGAGUUCGAAAAAGUGCGUCUGCGCAGAUUAGUGUCCGAGGAUAUAACGGGGGUAUCGAGGUAACCAGAGCAAGGGUGACAAGCUUUUAGGUGAAGAAGCCAUGCCACUUUUUGGAAACACAUUUAGUCCAAAGAAAACCCCACCCAGGAAAUCAGCCUCACUUUCCAACUUGCACUCGCUGGACAGAUCGACCAGGGAGAUUGAGCUAGGCCUGGAUUAUGGCACUCCUGUCAUGACUCUUACUGGACAGAGCCUGAAGUUUGAUAACGGCCAGUGGAUAACAGAAUCGUUAGGGGACACUCUGGACUCCAGGGAGGUAAAGCGCCUUCGUAAACGGAACCAGCAGCUGGAGGAAGAGAACAAUCUCCUACAGCUGAAAGUGGACCUUUUGUUGGAUAUGCUCUCUGAGGCAGCUGCAGAGUCUCACCUCAUGGAGAAAGAGCUGGAGGCACUGAAAAAUUAUAGCCAAAGAAGGAAGUGAAUGGGAAAGAGGGCACAAAGAGGUGGAGAGGAAAGAGCAAGAGGAUAUGGUCAAAAGCAUCCACUAUGCAGUGUAUGAAGCCACACCUACCUUGGAAGACUUUGCUCUUCUGCCCUCAAAUUUUAUUGUAUCCCUACAGGAUAUGUUAGCCGAGACCCCACAUGAGAAACACUAAUAAGGCUCUGCAGUGCUGUCAGGAAGCAGCUAUCCGACUUUUUUUUCUUCCUCAUGGAACUUCUGUCCAAGUGCUCUUUAACAUUCUGCAACACACAUUUAAUCUAUCCAGUAGCAGGCAGAGUGGUGUGUAGAUGAUACGCAUCUCUUCCCACUCAACCAAGAAGAUGGCAGCAGAAGUUCUUGGGGAAGGGAGAGGAAACGGAAAAGGGGGCAACUGCCUCCAGCAUACACCUCCUAUCUGUCUCUCACCCCGUUUAAAAACUGCUUUUCAAUCUUGUAUAUCUUUGGGACGUGGGUUUGUGUGGAGGAAUAAAGUCCUGAACUUGAGUUCUUGCAAGUGAGCUGACAGAGACAGUAUUAGGGAUAGACAGCACCCUAGGCCCUUACCUAUAUGUGAGUCUGCAUUGUCUGUUAGUGAAGGAAACCUUUGGUACCUGAGUUGAUGGUAAACAAUCUGGAAAUACACAUUACAGUCAGCUUACAGUCCUUCUGAAUAUCAGUGGCAUAUACUCUAAAGCUAACACAGCAGGAAUGGGGGACCUUUUCAACCUGGUGGGCCAGAUCCUUAGCCCACCCACUUGUCAGUCACCUGAGGUGACCCACUUUUCCUUUGCAGCACAGCUUGACUUCCCAGCCAAUGCAAGUGGUGCUUGAAGUCACUGUUGACUGGUGCUGAUUUCAAACACGGUUUUUGUCAAGGAUUGGCUCCACUCGGGAGCUCUGAGUGGCACCAAAUUUCGAAGGCCCCAAACAGAAACCCUAAAAUUGGGAGUGCAUUUUAUGACUCCUGAUUGUUCCUUGCUGCCACAUCUUUAUCUGUCCUACACUGAUGUCAUAUAUGUGGGGCAGGUGGGCUUGACUUGGAAAAUAGCCUCAUAGGCCUAAUUAAGACCACGGGCUGGAGGUUGCUGCCCACUGCAGUAUAGCGAUGUAGCUGGAAAACAUGAGACCUCUGUCCAAUAAGUCCUUUUAUCUUCUGACCUACACUAGCCAAGGGCUGUAUUACCUUACUGGUAUGGUCAGAUUCCACACUGAACAGCUGAUUCUCUUUCAUUUUUAUUCCUCUUCACAAUUACAUCUCUUCAUGAUACUUCACAGUUCUAUAACAGUUCGUUAUUUCUAUGUGCAUUAUAUCUUCACCCUUGCCUUGGCAAAAAAAAAUAAAAAUCAGGUAAUUCUUUUCCCUUUCAUGUAUUUAUUUUAUACAGCCACCAGUUGCAUUUCAGACCAUUAUAAGUUAAAUGUGGAUUUGCCCUAUAAGUCUAUUUUUAUACUUUAAAAAUAAAGUAAUUA
This is a messenger RNA of Rhineura floridana, 2186 nucleotides long. RefSeq names its product chibby 1, beta catenin antagonist (gene CBY1). Lineage: Eukaryota; Metazoa; Chordata; Lepidosauria; Squamata; Rhineuridae. The coding region runs from base 336 to 716 and encodes 126 amino acids. Gene Ontology annotation, biological process: negative regulation of Wnt signaling pathway. Gene Ontology annotation, cellular component: nucleus. The record is from RefSeq and is a predicted model, not a curated record. The transcript is spliced from 5 exons.